AUGAGUGUACCAUAUAUAUCUACAGCAACAGUUGGAUCGGCGCAUGAAUCUGAUAUUUUGGGAGUAUGUGUGACGCCAAAGUUCACAAUUACAUGCUCGUCAGAUGGGUACUUGAAAUUGUGGAAUAACAACAACAGUGAUCGGACCUUGCACAGUAAAAUGCUGGUUGAUAAGGUUGGGUUACAUCAUGUUGAAGCGUUGGUUGAAGUUAUAGAUAUGAAGAAGGUGCUCUUGAUUGCGACCGUUUCCUUUUCCAGGAAAAUAUACAUAUAUAGGUUUGAUUACGAGAGUGAUGAGUUGAAAAGGGUUAGAUUCGAUCCAGCAGAGAGUGGGCUAACCAAAAAGACAGCAUUUUGGAGUCCGGUUUUCGAUACCACUGCUGGAUUGAUAAUAUUUGCAUGCACUACUGUUUCAGGUAAGGCGAUAAUAUUUGACUUGACAGUUGAGGACGACGAAAUCAACUUUGUACUUCGGGGAGAAUUGUUUGCCAAUGACACGAGCUUUGCUACGUGCAUCUGUUCAGACAUAAAUCAUAACAGGCUUGUUGUUGGGCAUCAAAACGGGAAUGCCUAUAUGUAUGAUUUCAGGCAGCUAAUUUUAACAUACACUUUUGAAUCCUUUGGACUAAAGAAUUCAAAGUCCUUGAACAUUGUUAGAGAUGUCAAAUUUUCUCCGCAAAAUGGAGAGUGGUUGGCAAUUGCACACGAUUCCGGGCCACAUGGUACCAUAUCGUUGUACGAUGUGAAAUACGGAGAGUAUCUGGGGUCAUUUACAGUUGCCACGCAUUCCACCAAUGUUGGAAUUGGGAACUUUGCGCAUUCCAAGUGGUGUUUUUCGAUAUCUUUCAACAACCAGGGAGACAAGUUGGUGUCGUGUGGAUUGGAUAACACCAUUAGGGUGUGGGAUGUUGACAGUAGGACAUGUCUAAAAACCCUGCGGUUAAACACCACAGACUUGGAUGACGAGGAAGUCAGCAAAUUGAACGAUCUUGAUAGCAGUGCCUGCACAAGCGUCAGGUUUGUUCCGCAUGGGAUUUUCCCAGAAGACGGACAAAACGACGGACUAGUGGCCGUUGGGUUCGACCGGUCAAUCAGAUGGUUCAGAGAAGCCGGCGGAAUUUAA
Messenger RNA from Pichia kudriavzevii, 1122 nucleotides. RefSeq lists its product as uncharacterized. The transcript has a single exon. Lineage: Eukaryota; Fungi; Ascomycota; Pichiomycetes; Pichiales; Pichiaceae. Gene Ontology annotation, cellular component: Cdc73/Paf1 complex. The record is from RefSeq and is a predicted model, not a curated record. Gene Ontology annotation, molecular function: protein binding. The coding region runs from base 1 to 1122 and encodes 373 amino acids.